Messenger RNA from Labrus mixtus (cuckoo wrasse), 2663 nucleotides. It is a transcript of the gene clic5b, whose product is annotated as chloride intracellular channel 5b. The record is from RefSeq and is a predicted model, not a curated record. Lineage: Eukaryota; Metazoa; Chordata; Actinopteri; Labriformes; Labridae. Bases 125 to 1366 code for a protein of 413 amino acids. The transcript has 6 exons.
AAUUUGCCCGGACGCUCAGUCAGUCAGAGGCAGGCGGACCGUGAGCCACCACUUUAGACCACUUCAGCACUCCUGCUUCACUUUUAACCCGGGUCUGCCUAAAAAAACAUCAACACCAGCAAACAUGGAAAACGUGUAUGAGACGGUGGAUGAAGCACGUAUUGAUCGAUCUGGCAGCCCGGUCAGUGAGUCCAUAUUAGAGAACUCAGGUGAGAACUCAGGUGAGGCCAAGGAGCAGCUGUACAGCGAGGCUCACGCCUGCGCGGAGGUAGAGCGCGGCUCGCCGGACUACAUGGACACCAGGGACGAGGACAAACACAGCAGCUCGUCCUCUUCUUCCAGCGAGGACGAGGAGGAGAAAGCAGAGGAGGCAGAAGAAGUUAAAGCAGAGGUGGUUGAUGAGGUGAAAGCAGAGGUAGAGCCGGAGCCAGAACCUGAGCCAGUGGUGGAGGUGGAGGUGAACGGAGAGGUGCACGACGGAUCCAGGCGCUCCUCUGCCUCAUCAUCAUCCUCUUCCUCCGCCGGAGAGCCAUGUGACGACUCACCGAUACAGACAGAGGAUAAAGUGGAGGAAACUGUCGACCUCAGCCUGAAAACUCUGGAAAAUGUGACUCUGGAUGAGAGCAGCGCUGCUCCUGCUGACCCCAGCCAGCCUGACAUCUCCCUGUUCGUCAAGGCGGGUAACGAUGGAGAGAGCAUCGGUAACUGUCCCUUCUCUCAGCGUCUCUUCAUGAUCCUCUGGCUUAAAGGAGUCGUGUUCAACGUCACAACCGUUGACCUCAAAAGAAAGCCAGCAGAUCUGCACAACCUGGCCCCGGGGACACACCCGCCUUUCCUGACCUUCAACGGAGAGGUCAAGACCGAUAUCAACAAGAUCGAGGAGUUCCUGGAGGAAAUGCUCUGUCCUCCAAAGUAUCCCAAACUGGCCGCCAAGCAGAGAGAGUCGAACACAGCUGGAAACGACAUCUUCGCCAAGUUCUCAGCCUACAUCAAGAACACCAAACCAGAGGCCAACGCUGUCCUGGAGAAAGGUUUGACCAAAGCUCUGAGCAAGCUGGACGACUACCUGAACAGUCCUCUGACUGAUGAGAUUGAUGCAGACAGCAUGGAGGAGGAAAAGGGGUCAAACCGGUGCUUCCUGGAUGGAAACGAGCUGACUCUGGCCGACUGUAACCUGCUGCCUAAACUGCACAUAGUCAAGGUUGUUGCUAAGAAGUACCGCAACUUCGACAUCCCGUCAAACAUGACGGGCGUGUGGCGGUAUCUCAAGAGCGCCUACACACGUGAUGAAUUCACCAACACCUGUGCUGCUGACGCCGAGAUCGAGAUGGCCUACAAAGAUGUGGCAAGGAGACUGGCCAAGUAACUCGCCAAUUUACCUGAGCUAAAAAAAACAAAACAGGAACAACAACACCAAAAAAAACAUCACUUCAAAGAAAAACAUGUGACUGUCCUUUUGAGUCUUCUUCGUCUUUAGGGGCAUUUUCAGACACUUUCAAGAAUGUGUUGUCCGUCAUAGUCAGGUCAGAUGUUUAAUUCACAGCUUUAAAGCAGAUUCAACUUAUACUCACAGAUGAUUGUGUCCGUCUAUAUUUAUUCCUCCUUACACAAAGCUCUCUUUCAUACACACACUGCUCCACACAGCCAAACAUUUACUAGCUGCUGAUGUCAGGGCGGUUCACUUUAUUUAUUCCUGAGCCCACAGAAGUCUAGUCUGCCGCUAAGCUUCGGCUCCUAGGAGACACCUCGCUUCAUCUAUGAUUGAUGAUUUACAGUAAUUGUUUGCUCUUUUUAGUACUGUUUAAAUCUGCACAUUCAUUAUGAUUGUCAUUCAUUACCGUUGAUGUUGCUGUAGUCAUUUUGUUUCCUUGAGCCUCUACAUUUCUUGGGUUUCACUCCUGCUUCUUAAAGAUUGAUUUGAUGAACUAUUGAUUUUAAAUGACUUUAGAUUCUUGGUAAUGUGAGUUUAAAAGAACAAAAAGGCAUUAAUAGUUUAGAAGAACGCUUGCAUCUGAGUUGUUUGCAUCCAUAAAUCUGCUUUAAAUUUCGAUAUUUAAAGCUGAUAUUGGAGCCACUUUUUAAAAUAUGAGAAAAAGCCUCAACUAUGUGCCUUUAUUUAGAAGAGUCUUAAGUCCAUGCCAAUGCCACUGAUGGAUUCAUUCUGAAAAAUGUAUUGCAGCCAGAGCCGAGCCAUUUGUUCUGCCUCUAGCUAUUAGUGUUCAGUCGAGGUAUUGAUUUUGUCUUGAGUUACACAUGAUAUUAUGAAUGGAGAGAGUAUUUAUUUAGCAGCCCCAAUCAGGCCUGAUUAGGCAGAUCCAUUAGCGCUGCGAUGAAAAGCGUCUUCCAGGCCAGGUCCACAAUGGUCAGAAACCCUGCCCUCCAGCCCUUCAUCAAAGAGACAUUUCCUCCGCUCUGAGGAGUCCUUAACAUUCACAGCCUAAAGUUCGAGUCCAAAAGUUUCAUUGUCCGCGCGAGAGGAGGAUGGAAAUGAGUCUCGGGGCUUAUCGUCUUUGGCGUGGUGUCAGGCUGCAACUUUAGCGAGACUUCCUUGCAGAACCAUAAGGCUCUUGUGUGGUUUGGACAACAUGUGAUAUGAAAUUGGAGCAUGAUGACUGAGAGCUUUGCUCAUUGCAAAGCUCUACAAAUAAAAUAAUAUUUUCACA